Messenger RNA from Formica exsecta, 8750 nucleotides. RefSeq names its product serine/threonine-protein kinase MARK2-like. NCBI's taxonomy places the organism in Eukaryota, Metazoa, Arthropoda, Insecta, Hymenoptera, Formicidae. Gene Ontology annotation, molecular function: protein serine/threonine kinase activity; tau-protein kinase activity; ATP binding. The record is from RefSeq and is a predicted model, not a curated record. Gene Ontology annotation, cellular component: cytoplasm. The coding region runs from base 1209 to 4280 and encodes 1023 amino acids. The transcript has 14 exons. Gene Ontology annotation, biological process: microtubule cytoskeleton organization; protein phosphorylation; intracellular signal transduction.
UUAUAAUUUGUAAUGCGAAUUAUAAUAUAUUUCUUUAAAAAUAUUUUUCCGGUAAGAUUAACUUUGUGACGACACGCUGUUCGAUUGAUUCGUAUUCCAUAAAUUUCUAGCGUCUGAUAAAAUUUAGACGUUAAACGCUGAUGGAAUUUUUUUCAUCUUACCACUGUCGAGUUAAGCCGGAUCAAGGCGGAACUUGCAGAUGCUCAUAUAAGUACGCGCGUACUUAUCGUCAUCUUUGAGCCGCACGCGCAGUAUGAUGUGUAUAUAGUUCUUUGCUCGAUAUCUCGGCGUGCCCUCGAUAAAAAUAGGAAACGGUAUUUUAUGACAUCCGCGAAAAGCAGAUUUUCUUGGGGGGUAUUUCUUUAAUAAAUUAAUAUCGAUUAAUAUCGUCUUUAUAUAUAUUUUGCUUGAACGACUUAGAAAUAAAAAUAUGAUGUAUAUCUCUGAUAUGGAAUACUUGAAAAAACUUGUAUAUUAAACGUUCAACGACUAUAUCAUGUUUUAUUAUCGGAGGUCAUCAGUUUCGUCGCAUUAAAUAAUCAGAGACGAUUUUUUAUACGAUAUAUCGCACCAAAAUUUUCCGAUACGCUGACGCAUCUAACUUAACGACAAUUCUGUUCUGUUUGAGUACCAUUAUGUAAUAGACAUCUGUAUCACAUAUAUAUACACACACACAUACGUAUACAUUUACAAUUCCCCGAGCUUUACCCAACCAUCAUCUACUCCCACUAAACCGCGGUAAUCCGCGAGAUUGCGAAUCUCCUUGUAUAUCUAUCUGCUUUAUUGCCUGCAACGUUACGAGUGCAAAAAGAGCCAACGUCGUUUAAGAAAGCUUUAUUUCCCCAUCAGGAAAGUCUAUACAUAUGUCUCUCUUGUUCGCUUAUCGAUACAUGUUAUUGUAAGUCGAAGAAAGAUUGUAAAGUAAGGAUCAAUCGAUUGGAUCUCAUGUUUCGUUCUCGGGUUCUGGGUUCUGUGUGAUCACGUGUAUGUUCAAUGAUAAUCGUCGCGGUGCUCUCGACGUCUUCUUUAAACGAGAAAAAAUAUACGCAUCUUCUCCCUGACAGAAACUAUAAAUCUCUCGAGUACAACAUCGUCGGCCGGUUUGACCGUUGAAUCGAUGUUGAAGACUUGUCAGCUUGAUCGACACGAUUAUCGAGCGAUCGUCGAAGAGGAGAAUCCCUAGAAGAGCGGCAACGUGAAGGACGAUCAUGGACGAUCGGGAGAGUCCGUUUGUGCGAGCGCAGGCCAGCAGGAGCCUGAUUCGGCCGCAGCCGCGAAAAUUUGCAUGCCUAUCACCGUCGCCCGCGAUGCGUCAGAUGACGAAUCGAUCGCCGAUCGCGAACCGCGAGCCGACGAGUCCGAUGGGUGGUGGAACGCCACCGAAACGGCUCUCGGCGUCGCACACGCCCUUGGAGAGUCUGAAGCAGUGGGAGCUGGUGGAGGACGACAGAGGUCUGCAGGUGGUCGAGAAACGCGCCGGCGCCCUCAAUCCGAUCAGGCCCAAGGAGGCGACAGUCCCCGGGGUCGCGAGCCCGUUUUACGAUCACUCGACUCCCGUCUCCGGACGAAGAUUCGGCAGGACGAACGUGGACGCGAAUUUGGAGGAGAAACUGCGGGUCUUCGAUCAGUCGAAGAUCGUUCAACCGAUCGGGCUGCCGCUCGCUCCGUCAUUGGCGGAGAGCAAAGCUCAGCCGCUCAGUCUCGAUCUGAUUCUGAAGCAGCAGCAGCAACAGCAACGUACGUCAAGCACGACAGCCGAGAGCACCGACAUGCUACAACGUUUGGAACAGCAAGUCAAGGCCAUCGAGAUGAGCACAAUCGCCGCGAGGACGCGUCAGCUGGAGAACAGUUCGGAUUUCGGGCCGGAAGUGCAGCUUAGGUACCGGGAGCACGAGGAUCUACUGCGAAACGUGACCGACGACGAGGUCGAGGGGGCCUCGCCGUUGCAACGCGGGGAUGCGACGCGGAAUUCCACCGGAAAUGCCGGAAUCGCGCCAAAGAAGCCCGCCGUUAAGUUGUCCAGGACUGCCUCGGACACGCGGCGCGGACAGGAAGCGGAGAUGAGAGCGCAGUCCAGGAUGCCGCAGACUCGCGCGCUCGUUCGGCCGAUAGUUGCCAAGAGGGAACAUCAGCAGCGUCAUCAGCAACAACAACAGCCGAAUAACGCGGCGACCAGCAUCCCGCUCAGGCCGCUGUCAGACAUCAUGCAGAAGAGUAUUCAAAGCGAGAAGGAGACGGGGGAUGGCGUAGGAGUGUCGAGUACCGGAGGUCGACUCUCUUCGAGGAGUCGAACCUCCGAGGAGCCUCACAUCGGCAAGUACAAAUUACUGAAAACCAUCGGCAAGGGUAACUUUGCCAAGGUGAAACUUGCCAAGCACGUACCCACGGGAAAGGAAGUAGCCAUCAAGAUCAUCGAUAAGACUCAAUUGAAUCCUGGUAGCCUUCAAAAGCUGUUUCGAGAAGUCAGGAUAAUGAAGAUGCUCGAUCAUCCGAACAUAGUAAAACUGUUCCAAGUAAUCGAGACUGAAAAAACUCUGUACCUGGUAAUGGAAUAUGCCAGCGGCGGCGAGGUCUUCGAUUAUCUGGUCCUGCAUGGUCGGAUGAAGGAGAAAGAGGCGAGGGCGAAGUUCAGGCAGAUCGUUUCUGCUGUGCAAUACUGCCAUCAAAAAAAGAUUAUUCACAGGGACUUGAAAGCCGAGAACCUGUUGCUCGAUAGUGAAAUGAAUAUCAAGAUCGCCGAUUUUGGUUUUAGCAAUGAAUUCACACCCGGUAACAAGUUAGAUACAUUUUGCGGUUCGCCGCCUUACGCCGCCCCGGAGCUCUUUCAAGGAAAGAAAUACGACGGCCCGGAAGUCGAUGUAUGGUCGUUAGGCGUAAUCCUGUACACACUGGUAUCCGGUUCACUGCCUUUCGAUGGUUCGACGUUGAGGGAAUUGAGGGAGGGGAAAUAUAGGAUCCCAUUUUAUAUGUCCACCGACUGUGAAAAUCUUCUCAAAAAAUUUUUGGUGCUCAAUCCGACGAAGAGAGCCUCACUAGAGAAUAUAAUGAAGGACAAAUGGAUGAACAUGGGAUACGAAGAUGACGAAUUAAAACCGUACUUAGAACCUGAACCCGAUUAUAGAGACCACAAGAGGAUAGGUGAGUCUGCCAAGGCCCUAGCCAGUUUGGGAUACACUCGAAGCGAGAUAGAGGAUUCCUUAGGACAAGCGAAGUACGAUGACGUAUUCGCCACGUACUUGCUUCUAGGCAGGAAAACGACAGAUCCUGAAAGCGACGGAUCACGGUCGGGUAGUUCAUUAUCGCUGCGUAACAUUCCACCACAAGUCAGCUCGGGUGGUGGAGGUGGCAGCAGCGGGGGAACAGGUGGCGCGGUACAAAGCCCAUCGCACAGAGGUGUUCACAGAAGUAUUUCUGCUAGCAAUCCAAAACCCAGUAGACGGGCCUCGUCUGGUGGUGAAACUCUUCGAGGCGCGCCAAGUCCGGGUAAUGCAACGAAUCACAAUCACGCGACUGCGGUAACUGGCGCAGCUGUAACUGGAAGCGGUGGUAGCAAUUUUAAACGACAAAAUACCGUGGACGCAGCUACGAUUAAAGAAAAUAGCGCUCGUGUUUCUGCAAGCCGGCCCUCUGCACCGAAAAACAGUCAACCGCCUGGGCAAUUAGAUACCAAACCACAUCUAAUGAGGCUUGCAGUGACAAUGUUCAUUCUAGGCGUGGGUACAAGUCCCGGUGGUAAAACGAGGGUAGGCAAGAGCAACACAAUGAAUGCAGGAGUAGGUGGUGGUCGACCACUUACCUCACCUGCUCCUGGUUCUGUUGGUCGACGUAGCACCAUCUCCUACGAUCAAGCGAAAACAUCAUCUUCAUCUACCGAAAGAACCAACGAAGUACCCAGCCUGGGCGAGGGCACUAGACCGACGCGGGGUCACACCAAGUCUGCGAGCAUCAGCGCAGGUCACCGUUCCUCAAGUGGUGUACCCCCCAGCGACCAUUCACUACUGGACCCACAACCACGCAACGCCCACAACUCCUUACUCGCCACCGCUGACCCCCUUAGGCAGAGCUUGGGUGUAUGCGCGAGCAACAGACUGGCCACAGCCACUACGCCAGCGUUUCCACGGAAUGUACCGAGUCGCAGUACGUUUCAUUCUGGCCAAAAUAGAGCACAGCGAAAUCACACUCAGGGUCACACACAAACGCAGGACACGAAUGCGAUUAGCCCUCUAGCAAGGCCGUCCUUCUUCUCGAAAUUAUCCUCGAAGUUCUCCAAACGGCCGUGAACCGUAUAAGCUUCGCUUCAUCUCUCGAGUUCCUUCCGACAAGCGAAAGGCCAUAGAGACACGGGUUUUAAACACGACCGAUGUGCCGACCAAUGUCGUGAGCAAAAAUAAGAACGGUCGACUGCUCAACGGAUAUUGUGUGAUGAUGCAUAUACAAUAUAUAUGUACGAGAAAACUCUCAGCUCCGUUAUUCUGUGGUUCUCAAGAUAGUUUUCAGUGUAUAAAUUACAUUUUUUAGGAAUUUUUUACAUAUAUCGUCAUACAUCGCGCGUCAUCUCCGAGCAUACAUAUGAUAUACGUAUCUACGUUUAUAUUCAAUUUCACAUCGUUAUGUAUAACGUAUAUACGUAUAUACACAUGUGUGGUAUUAUAUAAUUAUUAAAAAAAAGGAAAAAAAAAAAGAAAAGUGACGUCUUCCUGAAAUCACGAAACAGGAGAUCGCCUUACGCACUUAGAUAUAUAGCACUGGAAUCUGUGCCUUUCCUAUUCAGCCUCUGCCUCGUAACUAUAUGUAUAUAUACUUUACGUCGUCCGUUUAAGGAGAGAAACCCUUGAUAUAUAUCUUGUGUAUAUUUUUGUACCAUUUUUCGCGGAGAUUUUAGCUUAUUUUUGUCUCGCUUUCGUUUGUAAAGUAAAAGAGUGCAAAAAAAAAAAAUAUAAUUUUUACGAGAUAGAUAGCGAUGAUAUAGAUGCCUUCCCCGACGUAAAGUAUUAUAAAUCACUAAAAUGUUUAAGAAUAAGUGUAUUCAAAGACACUUAUUAUAUUUUUUAAACGUCGAGAAUAUUUUUACGUAGCGGCGGAUGUGCGACAGGCAUAGAUCGUUUUCCCGUUAGUUUAAAAGUUAGCGAUCCCGCAAAUGUGAUGAGAAACGAGUUUUACUUGUAAAUCAUACGACGCAUACAAAAGUAUAACGCGAAAGUCUUUUACACAUUUCUCUGAUUAAAACUAUAAUACGAAAUUCUUCUUUAUCUCUCUGCAAUAUUUUUUAUCGAUGAUGAGAAAGACACGUUUACACAUGUUCCUUGUUUUUUUUUUCUUGUAUUACUUACUGUUCUAAGUAUCCCUUUUCUCUCUAUACUGCCCUCAAAGGGAUGAAAUCGACAGAAGAUGCUUGUUAACGUGAUCAAAGUAUAAUAAAUCCGCGAUUACACGACACUAGUGAAAUUUCACGCGCGAGUGUGUGUGAGAGAGAAAUGUUAUAGUUAUACUAACACUAACGAACGAACAGACAGAUUUUUCUAGCGAUAACAGAGUACAUAUAUGAUUGUUCGUACUUUGACAGAUUUUUUUAAGUGAAGGAGGAAGUCUCGCCUUGUUUCCCACGAGCUGAAAUGAGAGCGAGUCCCGCAUGCAGAUAUAUCGCGCCAUGGCAAUCGCACCUUCUACCAAUGUAUUGUUUUAUUUUGUUUCGAUCUUUUCUCUUAAUUCUUUUUUUUUUUUUCGCGGAUUACAAUGUGAGGAAUAUAGAAUAUAAUGUUGUAUAUCUCUUAUAAAACAUUAUUUAGUGCCCUUUUUCUUUUUUCUUUUUUUUCCCUUCUUUUCCUUUUCUUUCUUAGGAAAAUAUGUUGGAUAGCAAUAACAUUUACAGUCAUAAUACGUGUAGAAUCUGUAUCGUGUAAAAAGAUCUUUUUUUUUUACCGCCAACGAUUGAAGCGUAUUCUCGGUACUGCACUCGAUACUGCAUGCUUUUCAUAUUUUCACGUAAUAUAAAAUGUUCUAUCUAUGCCGCUAAUUAAAUAAUACGACGUUAGUACAAUGUAUGGUCGACCAAGUUUCAUAUGUAUACUAUUUUACUUCCCUUUUAUUUCUUCUUUUUUUUUGGCUUUUUGUUGAUAUCCAGCAUAGAUUCCUUCUCUCAAAGAUAGCGUGGAAUUCAUGUCUGGUUUUUCUUUUUUUAUAAUAUUAUUAAUAACUUUAUAAAAUAUUGGCUUCUUAUUUUGAUUUUUUCAUUUAAACGAAAUUUAGAAGGAGAUAUAUUUUUUAAAACGAAUGGAUAUGUAUGUUAUCAUAUACAUAUGAAAUCUGUGUGUCUGUAUAGAAACUGACAUAUAGAUAGAGCUAUAAUAUUUUUGUCUUAUAAUAGAUAUCUUGUGCGGCUUCUCGCGUUAUUUACAGAUAAUUUUGAAAUUAUAAUAAAUAACGUAUUUCUCUUUGCGAGAAGAUGAAAAAAUCUAAACAGACAAAGGAGCUAAUUCAAUUAAUAUUUAUAAUAUGAAGGAAAAAAACGAUAGUUUUGCAACUUGACAUAUUUCAUACAUGUACACAUUUUUAUAUUACUUUCUGAAUUAAUUUUUCUGCGUGUUCUAUCUAGCACGCCAAUUUAAAAUUGUCAGUAUAAUUGCAUUUAUUAUUUAAGACAAAUUGAAACCAAUUUGGUAACAUAAACACAUUACGAUUAAACAGAAGCACAUAUGGAGAUGUGCGAGAAGUGUAUCAGGCAUUCCACUUUAUCUUUCCUCGAUGAUUAAUGUACAUGCUUUUCAAUAUGCGAUUACACAGAAUUUUUUUUUUUAUUGGGAGAAGGAAUUCCAUCUGUCGAGGUUUUGUAAACAAAUAGCAACAGAUUACACACACAAAAGUUUUUUUUAUAUUUAGUGUUAUUAAAACUUCUUUCUCAUUUCUCUACAUACAUCAGCAGUUAUAAACACUGUUCCGAUGCUGAUCUCAGAAUUGAUAAAUGAAUUAAUCUUAGAGUGCUAUUUGAUUGCAAUGAACGGCAAUUUCGAUUUUUUACCCACCUUGCUUUAAUUUAUUUCUAUUCUAUUGAUAAAUAUAUUCUUUUGUAAAAUUGUAUAAAUUAUUGAGAACGCGCUACACACAAUAGAACAUAUUAUUCGAACAAGGCAGGCCAUAAUUGGUACUUGAUUUAUUUGUAUAUUGAUUAAUGUAUCCUAAUCUACAUUGUAUAUCAUCGUUUAAUUAUUAGAAAUAUACAAUAUUCGAGCACGUAUAUUAUGUCUUUGAUAAUCUUGUUGUUAUAACACAAUGAAGAUAAAUAUUAAUUUUAAUUCACUUGUGGCAAUGAGCGAUACUGUGCUUAGUACAAUAUGAUAUAAUGAAUUUAAUUAAAAUAAUUGUUAUUUAUAUAGCUUUUGACCAAGAAAGAAAAAAAAUAGCUUUUAUAAAUUUCUUUUAUUUAAGUUAUUUGUAUAUCGUAAAAAUAAAACUAUAUAAUUUUUUUUGUAUAAGAAAAUGUAUAUUUCUUGUAACAUAUUCUUUUUUUUAAUUCAGGAACAAAAAAGCUGUUUGAUAUGUGGACGCAAAGUUUUACAGUGUAACACGUAACCGUUAAAAUCCGGAAUAUGACAUCUUAUCUCAAUACUAAGUGCAGAUAUUGACUUUUGGGUAGAUUAUAAAUUUGAGAGUUGUGACCGCGUGUGUGUGUAUGUGCGUUAUACUUUAAUAUGUCGAAGAUACGUGCCUUUUCCUAUACGAUAUAUUGUGUAUUUCAAAUAUCUCGUUAUUACACGGUAAAUCUCGAUGCAUUAAUCCUUCCACCAGUCAUUGCCAAUAUAGCAUUUAUUAAAUAAUAUCUGGUCAACGCAAUAGUAUCUACAUGUUAUAUAGCAAAUAAUAAUAUUAAUUAUUAUUAUAAUUAUUAUUAUUAUUAUUACUAUAUAUUUAAUACGUUUAUUAAGACAGAUCACGGCGUAUCCUAUAAAGUGGCCUUGGGCUGCUCGAAAGUAUAUGUUAUCUUGUAGCAAAUCAGAGAAAUCUUAUACUCGUCUCUGAUCUUUUAAGACAUUGAUGAUUUUUUUCUAUUCUUUUGUAUAAAGAAUAUUGAAGAAAUCGUAUUUAUAUAUUUCUGUUGUAUAAUAUAUAGAAUGUUUCUCUAAUUAAUCUUUUUUGUUUUCUUUCUUUUUUUUUAAUUUACGUUUUGCGAGAUUGCACAAUUAAUGUAUCCUGACAUAUUUAGCAUUUUGAUAUAAUAUAUUCCCAACAAAUGUUUGAAAAGUCGUCAUUAGUAGAAUUUGUUUCUGUAUUCAUCAUAUUUAUCGAUGCAUAUAAGUGAUAUUAGAAAAUUAUAAAGGUAAUAAAAUAUGUAAUAACACCUAAGGCCACCCACAAUAAGCUAAUGUAUAUGAAAAUGAGAAAAGCGAAGAGAGAGAGAGAGAGAGACCACGUCAUAUAUUAAAUAUAUCAAAAUAUAUAUAUGAGAUAAAAACAUUUGUAUGCAAAUUAUAUAAAUAUAAUGUGUCUUUAAGCGAUGAUGCUUUUUGCUGCACUCCAAUUACGUGCCCGUCCAAGCAUCCACGGAGGAUCCUUAGGAUAUUAUCAGUUAUAUAUAGUCAAUCCAUUAUUUAAAGAGAAACUAAUUUAGAAAUUCUAAUUUAGAUAUCUUUUACGUUAUGGAGGGCAGUAAAUAGCUUACGUAAAAUUAACAGGAUAUAAAUAUUAUUUAAUAAUUUUAAGGAGCAAUAAUAGUAAUAAUUUCGCAUUAUAAUAAAUAUGUCAAAAACUGUCUUGUA